This is a messenger RNA of Drosophila kikkawai, 774 nucleotides long. Its product is annotated as mitochondrial import inner membrane translocase subunit Tim10B-like. The record is from RefSeq and is a predicted model, not a curated record. NCBI's taxonomy places the organism in Eukaryota, Metazoa, Arthropoda, Insecta, Diptera, Drosophilidae. Gene Ontology annotation, cellular component: mitochondrial intermembrane space chaperone complex.
AGAGUUAAAUAAAUAAAAAAUUUUAACGCAAUAUGCUGAUUUGUUAACUCAAUAAAAUCUAACACAGAACUGAUUUCCUUAUUGGAUUUCACAUUCGUUUCUAUGAUCCUGAUUUCAAACUGUAAGAACAAAUAAGCUUUGACUCGUCUCUCACUGUCGUGCUCUUAUAAUCGUUGUUUAUAUUAAAAUAUAAAAGGCUUUUUCCAGUUAAAAACGUGCCUAUAAAUUAAAACCUUAAAAUUUACCAUUAUUAAGACGUUAGAAAUGGAUUCCAAUUUGCGUAAUCUCAAGGAUUUUCUCACAUUAUACAACAAAGUGACUGAAAUGUGCUUCAGCCGUUGCGUCGAUAACCUCAACCAGCGCAUCCUUGCCACCCAUGAGGACGUGUGCCUGGACAGGUGUGUCACAAAGUUCGCUCGCUUCAACCAGUACAUGAUGGCCUUUUACGUGGACGCUCAGACAACUAUAAAUGCCAAGCGCAUGGAAGAGAUGGAGGAGAAAUCCAGGAUAGCCGAACAGCAACAUAAGGAGCGCCAACGGGAGGAGCAGACUCUAAAAGAAUUGGCUCCAACAGUGGUGCUGACUCCCGUUCCGCACACAGCCGCCGGUAACCUGUCCAUUUAGCCAGGUUACCAGUGCUGCCAGGCCACGCCGCAUCUACUGCUAAACGGAGAGUUAGGCUUUAACAGCUGGAACAAUUCGAGGUUCUGAAUCAUACCGGAUAGACUAUGUAACUUUGUAAAACUAGCCUAACAUAAAUGUUGUUGAAUCGUA